This is a messenger RNA of Macrosiphum euphorbiae (potato aphid), 1230 nucleotides long. NCBI's taxonomy places the organism in Eukaryota, Metazoa, Arthropoda, Insecta, Hemiptera, Aphididae. The record is from the annotation of a GenBank genome assembly.
AUGUAUUCUGUUUGGCGACAGUAUCAAUAUGUCUAUAGAAAUACACAUUGCUUGAAGUAUUAUUCAACGUCACCUCCACAAAAACCAAAUUUUGUCAUGCAACUGAUCUAUAAUAUAAGGGAUGAGAUUUCUAAAAGCAAAGAGAUGAAAAAAAAUUUGGAACAAUUUCGUGCUGAAAAAAAGAAAUUGGAAGAAUCGGAUAACUUAAUUAAAGCUAGACAGAAAUUAAACACAAUAGAAUCAGAAACAUUUAAAGUGACUCAACAAGCCAAAAAUGUUGUUAAUGUUGUUAUGACUUCAGUUAAGAAAAAAGUAAACCAAGCUAGUGAAUCUGAUUUGGCUAAAAAAGCAGGACUAUUAAGCGGAAGUAUAAGCAAAACAGUACUGGAAAGUGGCACUAAAAUUGGCCAGUCUGGUCCAGUCAAGACUUUUUCGAGUACCGCUGAAGCUAUUUCAGCACAAAUAGAAAGUGAUACAACUUCAUUAAAUUCACAUGUUUAUAAAGCACCAACAACUUUGAGAAAACGGUCAGACUUGAGACACCAAGGAGCAGUUGUUCCUAAUGAAACAGAAACUGGUAUUACUGUUCAUAAAGAUUCAAUGAUAUAUGAAAGUUGGAAAAAAUUCAAAUCUGAAAAUGCAUUUAUGCAAAAAUUAUCAGACCUCAAAGAACGCUAUGAUGAUAGUGAUCAUAUUUUAGCACGAGCUACACGUUCAGUAACUGACACUUUGUCAUCGGUAUUUCAUAAUGCUGAAAUGUCAGAUGUAGUAACAGAAUUGUGUCGUGUUGAACCUGAUUUCAGUUUAGUAAACUUUAUUCGUCAGUGUGAAACUGAUAUCAUACCAAAUGUGCUAGAAGCUAUAGCACGGGAAGAUCUUAUUAUUUUGAAAGACUGGUGUUUUGAAGCUCCUUAUAGAGUACUAUCACAUCCUGUUACCGAGCAUCGACAAAAAGGUCAUCAAACAUACUGUAAAGUACUAGAUGUACAUAAUGUCGAUGUUGUUACUGGAAAAUUAAUGGAACACGGUCCUGUAUUAAUAAUAUCAUUUAGUGCCCAACAAAUCAUGUAUAUUAAAGAUGUGAAUGGGUUAAUCAUUGAAGGAGAUCCUCAUACUGUUAUCAGAGUGAUGUAUACUUGGGCAAUGUGCAGAGAUGUGAAUGAAGUAAAUCCAAGAGCUGCUUGGAAAUUAUUAGACAUAGCAGCAAAUUCCAGUGCACAGUUGUUGUAA